Molecule: messenger RNA, 912 nt
Organism: Bombina bombina (fire-bellied toad)
Lineage: Eukaryota; Metazoa; Chordata; Amphibia; Anura; Bombinatoridae
Gene: EXOSC1
Product: exosome component 1
Exons: 9
Coding region: 1-753 (250 amino acids)
Biological process (GO): RNA processing
Cellular component (GO): cytoplasm; nuclear exosome (RNase complex)
Molecular function (GO): RNA binding
Source: RefSeq, a predicted model, not a curated record
AUGUAUGGUCCCCGUCCAGAUGAGGAAGAGAUCAUUAAUUGCAGCCUUGAGGAUUGCUCCCCUGGUUUUGGGACAUAUAGUAAGCACGGCUACAUCUUUGCCUCGCUUUGUGGAUAUGUAGUAAAGAAAAGUGAUAAAUGGAUGAUGCCGCGUAUUUCAGUGGCUCGAGAGAGAGAGUCUCAUCUUCUACCAGGUGUUGGUGCAAUUGUCCACAUGCAAAUGGAGACAGUGAAUGGGUCUAACAAUGAUGAUUCAAUAAGAGAGAAUCCCACAGUGGGAUUCACCUUUGCUGAGCUUUCAGAUAUUCAAAGUUUGACAGUUUUGGAACAUGAAAGUGACAUCCUGGAUAGAGUGACAAAUCCACACACAGGAUUCAGACCGAAAUCGGUAAUGAGCAUAAACUCACGGUUUUCUAAAGUCCAAAUUAUGUAUAUUGGAUCCACAGCGCUGAAAAAUACUUUCAGAGGCACAAUAAGAAAAGAAGACAUUCGUGCUACUGAAAAAGAUAAGGUGGAGGUAUACAAAAGUUUUCGUCCAGGAGAUAUUGUUGUUGCAAAAGUUAUAUCGCUGGGAGAUAUCCAGUCCAAUUAUUUGUUAUCUACAGCUGAGAAUGAGCUAGGAGUUGUAGUUGCACAUAGUGAAGCAGGAGCAACCAUGGUGCCGAUCAGCUGGUGUGAGAUGCAGUGCCCAAGGACGCAUAUUAAAGAGCAGAGGAAGGUGGCACGUGUGCAGCCAGAGUUCCUUCAAACAUAGAAGCAUAUCUUGUCUAUUAGGAACCAUUCUUUUAACACCUAUGAACAGAUCUGUAACCACUAUGUGGUUAGACCAUUCAAUAUCUACAAUGGGGAAAAUUGUAUAUUGUAUUUUUUUUAACGUUGAAUUAAACACUUCUGUGCUUUUAUUACCAUUGUA